Messenger RNA from Quercus robur (English oak), 929 nucleotides. RefSeq lists its product as uncharacterized. Lineage: Eukaryota; Viridiplantae; Streptophyta; Magnoliopsida; Fagales; Fagaceae. The coding region runs from base 103 to 582 and encodes 159 amino acids. The transcript is spliced from 2 exons. The record is from RefSeq and is a predicted model, not a curated record.
CCCCAUUUAAAAUCCUAAAUAUAUUGAGAGUCUCAGGUGAGGUCCCAGACCCAGAGUGGAGAAGUAGAAAGAAGAAACGGUGGCGGAGUGAUCGGAGUAGAGAUGUGGUUCGUCGGCGGACUGUUUAGUAGGAGUAGGACUGCCACUAGUAGUGGUAGUGGUAGCUUGAUGAAUAUGAUGAGUAGUAGUAGUAGUCUGGUGAGGCAUUUCUCUCGAAAAAGGGGGGAGAAUCUUCGGAAGAUAAAUCCGAAGGUGGCGCCACAGGAGGCAUCUAACAUAGCUCAAGACCUCUACCGUCUCAUCAACCAACGCGGCCCUCUCACCAUCUCUAAUGCUUGGAUUCAAGCCCAGGAAUCUGGUAUUAGUGGAUUGAACAGCAAGACACACUUGAAGCUAAUGCUCAAAUGGAUGAGGGGGAGGAAGAUGCUGAAGCUGUUCUGCAACCAAAUUGGUUCCAACAAGAAAUUUCUGCUAUGUACUUUGCCAGAAGACCCUCAAAUUGCACAGUUUAUUAAAAACUCAGAACUGAAAUCGCAGACUGAGAAGCCUGCCAUAAAGAGGAAGAGAAAGCAAAAGAAAUAAAAUGUAUGUAUCCAGACCUACUUUCAUCUGGAGUUGGUAUAAUCCGUGGUAACAUGAGUGCUUCCUUCAGUUGAUGUCUUGAACAUGUAUUUUUGUAUCAAGAUUGCUGUCUAAAGCUGUUUUGCUAGUUCGUUAGGCUUUUAUAUGCUGCCCAAUUUGCUUCUUUCCCAUUUUCUAUGUAGUUGGAUCCAAUAUGGAUUGUUAAGAUGCAAACUAUUGAUUUUCAUGUUUUGGUGGGAUUGGGAACAGAGAAAUUUGGUUAUUGAGAAAUUUGGUUCAAGCCUAAACUCGGGCUUGGGUUUGAUUUGAUUGCUAAAUAAAUUUAUAUAAACAAGCUUUUUCUUGAA